Molecule: messenger RNA, 5603 nt
Organism: Salvelinus fontinalis (brook trout)
Lineage: Eukaryota; Metazoa; Chordata; Actinopteri; Salmoniformes; Salmonidae
Gene: kti12
Product: KTI12 chromatin associated homolog
Exons: 11
Coding region: 66-902 (278 amino acids)
Source: RefSeq, a predicted model, not a curated record
UGGUUAUAACUUCCGGAUACUACUUCCGGGUUUAUGCCUAGCUAGCUGCAUGUGUUUUUAGCAUUAUGCCGCUCAUAGUAAUGUGUGGUUUUCCAUGUAGUGGCAAAACACGAAGAGCGGUGGAAUUACAGGAAUACUUUGAACAGAAUACAGAAAGAAAGGUUCACAUUGUAGGAGAUGGAAAGUUGGGAAUUGAGAAGAAUGUUGUAUACGCAGAUUCUCAGAAUGAGAAAAAUGUAAGAGGAUCUCUAAGAGCUGAAGCAGAGAGGAGAAUCAACAAAGAGGAUAUUGUAAUUCUGGAUUCAUUGAACUAUAUCAAAGGUUACAGAUAUGAACUUUUUUGUCUGAUCAAACACACACAGACGCCUCACUGUCUGGUUUACUGUUUGACGUCAGCCGAAGUGAGCUCAACAUGGAACACAGAAAGGGAUGUUGAAGAGCAGUACACUCAGGAGAUCCUAGAUGCGCUGGUGCUGAGAUUUGAAACUCCAGACUCCAGGAACAGAUGGGACAGCCCACUUUUCACCAUUCAGAAAGAAGACACACUUCCAUUUGAAGCCAUCUCUGAUGCCAUCUUCAAAAGGAAGGCACCCCCUCCUAACCAGUCGACACAGAGUCAACCACUGUCAUCUACAAACUUCUUGUAUGAGCUGGACAAAGUCACGCAAGAUGUGUUGAUGGCAAUUCUCAACUCCCAGAAGACAAGUGUUCCAGGGGAUCUCAUUGCUGUUCCAGGCGCUACAGAAAAGAUAGAACUGACCAGAAGUCUAAACAUGGCAGAGCUCCGGAAACUACGACGCCAGUUCAUCAGCUACACCAAGAUGCACCCGACAGAGAAUAUUGGACACAUUGCUAACAUAGGCUGCAUCGAGGUUGCCCUUUUGGAUGGCAGUGCCAAAUAGCCUGUCCCAGUGGCUGAAGAAAGGUCUAUAGUUACUGUUGGGCUUCUGGUGGUGCAUGUCAUGAGCUGGUGCUCCUCCUAACAGACCAAAUGGUACCAGGUGGUUGAGACCCCAUGGCAGGUCAUAGCCUAUGUGGUCCUCCACUGACAUCCAGAUACUGAAGAUGGUGACGCACCAGGUAGUAAAAGGGUGGCAUUUCAGCAGGAUGGGGUCCAGGUUGCUCCAGAAUCCCACGGUUAUCAGUUCUGGAAUGCUGAGUUGCUGGGUGUUCCAGGAAAAGGGUGCCAUGUAUUCGUGGUGGAUGGCAUGGACCCACCGAUACAGUUGUGGAUGCUUGUGGUGCACAAAGUGCCACAUAUAGUACUGGGUGUCAAAAAGAAGAAGAGCAGCAAGUCCAUCAAUGAGAACCUCUACCACAGUUGGAGCACUGGAAGGCAGCACCACUGAAGGCAUAAAGCAGGUCUGAGUCAGCACAGCAGGCAGAACAAAGAUCAAGUGGUUAUACACAGCCCUUCCGAAGCUCUUUGCCAUCAUCCUCAUGGUUGGACGUCUCUCUUGCUGGAUCUUGUAGUGGUGAAUGGAGGGGACCUUGUCUCCCAGGAGGUCUAGUACAGCAAAGGGGAGACUGGAGAAGAAGUAACUGGAGAAGCAGAGUAUGACAGGGAAGAAGGGAGAGGAGAUGAGAAAGUAGUGGUUGAAAAGGAAAUAGUCCCAUAGAGGCUGAAGAAGCCUAUCGGAGGAUCUGGAGAAGGUAGGAACCUGCAAAGGCAACUGAACCUUGCUGAUGUUCAACAUCCUGGUUACUCUGGAUGCCUGUGGCUGUAAUGUGCAGAGAGAAGACAUUCUCCCUUUAUAUAGUGCUGAGCUAAGGACUUGGCUCUCACAUCAAUGAGACAGCUGUUUUUUUGUUUAAAAAAAUUCUGCAUACAAUUUCAACAAUAAGUCCUUUUCUGGUGGAUUUUGUUAAUCUUCCGGCACACACACAAACCUUUCGACCUUGACCAGUUCCAAGUUAGGGCCUGCAACACUGUCCUCCCACUGGCAGUUUAUCACAACAGGCCAGUUAGUUAAUCAGCUCAUUCAAAAUGGUAAGUCAUAUUGUACCAGAUACAGAUAUGUUGGUCCCUGCUUGAGUUAAUUAUACAUGUUACCUAUCAAGUUAAAACUGAAUUGCAAGGCAUCUUAAUCAGUAUAAUUUAUUAAAUUGAUAAUAUCCACAACAUUCAUUUCUUACAUAUUUGUAUUUCAAUUCGAGACCCCCAUGGUGACCUAUUCAUAUAAAAAUGGUCAAUCAUCAUUUUGAUUCUCAAUAGCAUUAGUUGAGUCCAUGAAAUCUGUUAUUUUCCAUCUGUUCAUUGGCUAUGUGCUCUUAAAUUAUUUUAGAAGAUUAGUGAGUUCAUUUAGUCAUAGAUUCCAAUCGUAUGUAAUCUUACUUAAUCCUUAUGUAGCCUAACCUGAUGUAAUCUUACCUAAUAAUCUGUUUGUGGAGCUACUUAGUUAAGGUCAAGAAAGCAAACCUGUCACAGCUAUUCUAUCCAGAUGCCAUGGUCAAACUCCCAAGAUUGUCUAGCCUGCCCACCUAAAAGACACAAAAACACAGUUCUGAGAAACAGAACACAGUUGCAUCCCACUGGGUAAAAACUGGUUGAAUCAUCGUUUCCAUGUUAUUUCAACAAUAAAAAAUUAUGUGAUGAUUAAAAAGGUUCAACCCUUUUUUUCAAUUUUCACCAAAAAUGACAUGCCCAAAUCUAACUGCCUGUAGCAAGGAUAUGCAUAUUCUUGAUACCAUUUGAAAGGAAACCCUUUGACGUUUGUGGAAAUGUGAAAUGAAUGUAGGAGAAUAUAACACAUUAGAUCUGGUAAAAGAUAAUACAAACAAAAAACAUGUGUUUAAAAAAAAAAUUGUUCCAUCAUCUUUGAAAAGCAAGAGAAAGGCCAUACACUCAAAUAGGAUUUUAGGUGUAAUUUAGAUGUUGUCCACAAGAUGGAAGCAGUGUGAGGUGGAGCGAGUUCCUAUAUUUGAAUACAUUUUUUCAAACAAAACUACACUAUCUUUGGGACCCUCAGGAUGACAAAUCAGAGCAAGAUUACUGAAUGUAAGUACAUUAUUUACCUUCAGAGGUGAAUGUAUCAAACCAGUUGCCAUGAUGUGUUUUGUUGUUGUGCACUAUCCUCAAACAAUAGCAUGGUAUUUUUGUUGUCGUAAUAGCUACUGUAAAUUGGACACCGCAGUUAGAUGAACAAGAAUUUAAGCUUUCUGGCCAUAAGACAUGUCUAAGUCACUGUUGUUUACAACGUCAUUCUAGUCACACUAUUGAAUAUUGAGCAACAACUGUUCCGGUUUAGGGACACUGAUCCCAUAGAUCAACGUGGGAAACUGAUCGGAUUGGCAAAAAGUCAAAGUAAGGGAAUUUUGUAUUUUUUUCAAACCUAAAUCCAAUUACACAGUGACAUUUUUUGUUGAUUUUACAUUGAAUUCGCAUUAGUUGACAACUCAACCAAAUGUAAAUCAAAACUAAACGUUGAACUGACGAUUGUGCCCAGUGGAAUAGCACUCAUCCUUAAAUGAUGAGUGUGUUAAAUUGUGAGAGAAUUGGAAAAGUGGCAACACUAAAGAGUCUACUGUAAAUUUAGGGCAUUGCAUUGAUUUUACAAGGCACUUGGAGGCUGUUACAGAGAUAAGAAACAUAAUGGGAGUGUCUGUGAUUACAAUGAGCACAAGCACCAGGGUUACUUGUACUGUGCCGGAGAGUGUUCUGCUGCAUGUUCACACCAGGGCAACAAGGCUGAGUGCUACUCCAGGACCGAGGCUCAAUCCUCACAACAAUGUUAACACUUCUCACCAAUCACAUCAGCUGGAUAACAUUACAAUACUUGAUUUAUUAGAAAUCAAUAAUGCAUUGAUAGAAGGGUUGCUCUUGAAUCACACAGAGCAAGCCUGAUCAACCACUGCCAUAGCGUUAACAUGUUGUCUCUGAUUAUUUCUUUUCGCUGGCUGCUUUCCGUGAAAUUGUUUUGUUUGUGCUGGCAUACUUGUGUUUAUCAUUUCUGUAAAUGAGAGAAAAUAGAUUUAUGAAUGCACAAUUUCAUCAGGUUUGAACAAAAAUAUAAUGCAAUUUAUUUUAAAGUAAGAUGAUGUGUUUAGACAUCGGUAUGCGUGCGUGUACAGUAUAGUACCUGCUCAUUUUGACUUUGCUCCUGCAGCCCAGUCCUCCCUCCCAGUGACUGGUGUAGGCUCCUCUCGUCAUCAUGCCUCCACAGCUGACACAGGGCUUCCCAUUGCUGUACGGCUACAAGUAAGGACAACAGCAGUUUAGGGUAAGCAUAUGGAGAUGCACUACUCUAGCCAUCCAGGCAGCUUACCUGCUCUUUACAGCAGUGACCACAGAUCAUCCUGGUAGCCAGCUCCAUGGGGUGGUCCUGGUCCUCGUCAUGACACACGUCACAGGGGUAGGCCCGGCCACAGCAUGAGAACCUGAGAGCACACCCAUGGGAUGUCACUCACCAGCAAAGUUUACUUUGGCAACACAAAAUGAUGUUAAAGGGAAAGAGGUGGCUAAGAACCUGAGCCAGCGAUGACUCUGUCUGUAGUGUUUGCAGGAUCCCUUUUCCGGUAGUGGUUUCCCCAUCUGUAUGGCAGGGUCCCUUAUGUUACGCCGAUAGGUCAGUGAAGAGUCACUGUGCCCUGUACAGUACAGUCAACUAUGUAUUACAGACAGAAUAGCCAAAACAGCUGUUUAACCUUCUUCCAUAUUUCAUCAUUAAAAUCAUACUACAGGCCUUUGUUUCUGACCGGUUUUCUCUUUGCGUGGCGGAAUGUACUGGAAUCGUGUGCUGUCAACCAGGAUGCUGAGUUUGCUGUGACAGUGCUGACAGUUGAACUCCUUGCUCUGGCCAUACAAAAGGUUCUGCAGACAAAAUAAUACACAAAAGCAGACUAAUCAAAUAACAGAACAGACCGUCUUAGAUCAAAACUUCACCCAGAUAUAAAUACUUUCAUCAUCAUAAGACAAGAAUGCAGCAAUGAACAGAGUGUUGGUGACCUUCACAGGUCCCUCUUUGGAGCAGUUGAGGCAGACAAUGACCAGAUCACAGUCCUGCAGGACCAGGUCCACAGGAGCAGCGGUACCCAGGUCCAGAUAGCCCAGGACGUCACUGUAGUGGUGCAGCAUGCUGGGUCUGAAAGCAGCACUGAUCCCUGCGUUACACUUCUCACACUGGGCCGUGCAGGGGUUCCUGCCAUUUAGAGUCAGGUCUGCUGUCACCUUACACCUGCAAACAACACACACAGGCCAGACAGACACACACUUAAGUCACAUCUCCAAGUCCCAUCAACACCAAAAAAAAUACUGCAGAUAAGUUUAAUCUUUCCUCCUAUAGGCAAUAUUCCAAGGGGAAAAUGUGAGAUACAGUGUAGGCUACAGUAGAUGGCAUCAGUGGAGGACAGUCUGUCUGCUCACCUGCUGCACUGCAGACACACAGUGAUCUGUGUGGCGACCACGGUCGCCAUGCCCUCUCCCAGCCUCAGGCCAAGCAGCUUCACCUCUGUUCCUCUGCGGGGCUCACUGAGCUUAAUAUUCUCCACAUUCCCCUGGUCCUCUUCAUCACUAACACCAUCAUCAUCAUCACAGCCAGGGUACAAUAGUUUUUUCCACUCCUCAUCUUCUCCUUCUCUGCUCUCCUCAUCAGUUGCCGUGUGGA